This is a messenger RNA of Acipenser ruthenus (sterlet), 2750 nucleotides long. RefSeq names its product cathepsin D-like. Lineage: Eukaryota; Metazoa; Chordata; Actinopteri; Acipenseriformes; Acipenseridae. The transcript has 9 exons. Gene Ontology annotation, biological process: proteolysis. Gene Ontology annotation, cellular component: lysosome. Gene Ontology annotation, molecular function: aspartic-type endopeptidase activity. The coding region runs from base 151 to 1365 and encodes 404 amino acids. The record is from RefSeq and is a predicted model, not a curated record.
GCGUCCGGAGAUUGCCGAGUGGAACCGAGUUCGAUUCCGAGGCGUUCUAGGAAGCACGAAACCAGCGCUGUUGAAUUUUCGCAAAGAAAACGAUAAAACUGAAAAUAAAUCUAUUUAAAAAACCCCGAAAGGUAUUUAAUAAACACGGGGAUGAAGGCGGGGGAGUUAGGCUGCGUCAUCGUCGCGUUGUUUGCAUGCUGCGAUGCGCUGAUAAGAGUCCCGUUAAUGAAGACUCGCACGCUGCGGCGGUCCCUGAUGGACAGCGGUCUGACGCUCCAGGAGCUACAGUCCCGGGGUGAAGCCGCGACCCGGGAGCCGGGGGUCCCCGAAUCGAGAACCGCAGUGACCCCCAACACCGAGCCUCUCCCAGAACGACUCACGAACUUCAUGGACGCUCAGUAUUACGGUCUCAUCGGAAUUGGAUCCCCACCUCAGAACUUCACCGUCGUGUUUGACACCGGAUCAUCCAAUCUCUGGGUUCCCUCGAUAAAAUGCUCCUUCCUGGACCUCGCCUGCUGGGUGCACCAUCGCUAUGAUUCGAGGAAGUCCAGCUCCUAUGUGAAGAAUGGGACCGCGUUCUCAAUCCAGUACGGGACGGGCAGUCUGUCUGGCUUUCUGAGUCGGGACACUGUGACUAUCGCUGGUUUGUCAGUCUCCUCUCAGCUGUUCGCUGAAGCCGUGAAGCAGCCGGGUAUCACGUUCCUGGUGGCUCGCUUCGACGGGAUCCUGGGACUGGGGUACCCCUCCAUCUCCGUGCAGGGGGCGCCCCCCGUCUUCGACACCGCCAUGAGCCAGAAACUGUUACCCCAAAACAUCUUCUCAUUCUACCUGAACAGGGACUCUGCAGGUGAGCUGGGAGGGGAGCUGCUGCUGGGGGGGGUCGACUCGAAGCAUCACAGCGGAGAUCUCCACUAUGUGAAUGUGACCCGCAAGGCGUACUGGCAGAUCAAGCUGGAUGGGGUUGCCGUGGGUAACCAGCUGUCUCUGUGCAAGGGCGGUUGCCAGGCGAUAGUGGAUUCCGGAACUUCCCUGAUCACAGGCCCCGCCCAGGAGAUACGAGCCUUGCAGAAAGCGAUUGGAGCCACGCCCCUUUUCAUGGGAGAGUACCUGAUUGACUGCAAGAAGAUCCCGUCUCUUCCUGUGGUGAGCCUCACCCUGGGAGGGAAGCAGUUCAACCUGACUGGAGAGGAUUACGUGCUGAAGGAAUCUCAGGCCGGAAUCUCGAUCUGCCUCAGCGGGUUUCUGGGAUUGGACAUUCCGCCCCCUGCAGGGCCGCUGUGGAUUCUGGGAGACGUUUUCAUUGGUCGUUAUUACAGCGUGUUCGACCGAGAGAGAGAUAGAGUGGGGUUCGCCCCGGCAGUGUGAGCGAGCGACCGCCUUUCAAACCCAUCCUCUCACCUCUUAUUAGCUUUAUUAACAGGAUCACUGGCCCCUCCCUUUAAAGGAGCGCUGACCAUCUUUAAAAUCCAUUCUCUCACCUCUUAUUAGCUUUAUUAACAGGAUCGCUGACCCCUCCCUUUAAAGGAGCGCUGACCAUCUUUAAAAUCCAUUCUCUCACCUCUUAUUAGCUUUAUUAACAGGAUCACUGGCCCCUCCCUUUAAAGGAGCGCUGACCAUCUUUAAAAUCCAUUCUCUCACCUCUUAUUAGCUUUAUUAACAGGAUCGCUGACCCCUCCCUUUAAAGGAGCGCUGACCAUCUUUAAAAUCCAUUCUCUCACCUCUUAUUAGCUUUAUUAACAGGAUCACUGACCCCUCCUUUUAAAGGAGCGCUGACCAUCUUUAAAAUCCAUUCUCUCACCUCUUAUUAGCUUUAUUAACAGGAUCACUGACCCCUCCUUUUAAAGGAGCGCUGACCAUCUUUAAAAUCCAUUCUCUCACCUCUUAUUAGCUUUAUUAACAGGAUCACUGACCCCUCCCUUUAAAGGAGCGCUGACCAUCUUUAAAAUCCAUUCUCUCACCUCUUAUUAGCUUUAUUAACAGGAUCGCUGGCCCCUCUCUUUAAAGGAGCGCUGACCAUCUUUAAAAUCCAUUCUCUCACCUCUUAUUAGCUUUAUUAACAGGAUCACUGGCCCCUCCCUUUAAAGGAGCGCUGACCAUCUUUAAAAUCCAUUCUCUCGCCUGUUUUUUUAUUAAAUGGAGUAUUAUUAUUAUGCAAAUCAUGAGAACAAAUUAAUAAGAUGUUUUUUAUAUAUAAUAUAAUUUUCAAUAAGCAUACAUGCUUUGUAAUGAAACUGAAUUAAAAAUAUUAAGAAUUAUAUUGUAGCGUCAAACUGAACAGGAUUGUGAGGCCCUGUCUGUCUGUCUGUGUGUCUGUGUGUCUGUCUGUGUCUCUCUGUGUGUCUGUGUGUCUAUGUGUGUCUGUCUGUCUGUCUGUGUCUCUCUGUGUGUCUCUCUGUGUGUCUGUCUGUGUGUCUAUGUGUGUCUGUCUGUCUCUGUGUCUGUCUGUCUGUCUCUGUGUGUGUCUGUCUGUGUCUCUCUGUGUGUCUGUCUGUGUGUCUGUCUGUGUCUCUCUGUGUGUCUGUCUCUGUGUGUGUUUGUCUGUGUCUUUUUGUGUCUGUUUGUCUGUGUCUCUCUGCGUCUCUCUGUCUGUCUGCAGCUUAACCCCAAAAACUAAUACAUAAAUAAAUACAAUUACUACCAUUUUAUAAAGUAUAAAUAUUUCAAAAUGAUAUUGAAUGCAUCUGCUUUGUAUCGGGAAAGCCAUGAUGAUACUUGCUUAUUACUAAAUAAAAUGCUUUGAUUUGGAGAAA